ACUCGCCGAGUUCUCCCCCCUGUCUCUCUCUCUCCAGUCCUGCUGCAUUUGCUCUUUCUCUCUCUCUUGCUGCAUUUGCCAUCUGUUCUAUCUCUCUCUACAUUCUUGACAGCAUUUGCCAUCUCUUUCUACACCCUUCACUGCAUUUGUCAUCUCUCUGUAACACUCUGAAGCAUGUGCCAUAUAUAAUAAUACAACUCUCUCUCUCUCUCUCUCUCUCUAGUACACAGACCACCCGGAAGAAGUGCAACCCUGUGAAUCGCUAUUCUUUCUCUCUCUGAGUACAUACUACAUUGAGCAACCGCUAGAACUGCAACUCAGUACUCUCUCUCUCUCUGUGAGGCCAGCUUCAAUGGACUACGAGAGGAUACACAAAGUGCAGGGAGGAACACGUUCUCCUACUAAAAUAAGGCUUAAACUAUUGGGAUCUCAAAAUAAGAGGAAGGAAGGAGGGAGUGAUUCAUCAAGAACAUCUCCUACUAAGUUUGAGGACUCAGAAUUUGCUAGAAACAGCUUAUUGAAAGGAGAUGGUGAAGAACUAUGUGAGCCAUGUGCAUCAAAUGAUCUCGAAGAAUGCCAACCCCACUACUCUUCCAUAGCCCUCACUAAUGAGGAGGGUUUUCUUGAUUCAAGCCCAGUUGAUCAGAAGGAAGUCCAAACCAAGGAAAGUGAACCAGUUCAGUUCAGGGUUCAGAAUUCUGCAAGACUUAUUAGUGACACAGUUGGGUCUAACAGUAACUUGGAUUUAGUCCAUCAUUCAGUGAGAAACUCAGAAGAUUAUAAUGAAGAAAACACCAAUUACUCUAGUUUCGAGUUUUACAAAGAAGAGAAAGGAGGUCAAAAAUCAUCACUGGGGCCAUUGACUAGGACUUCAAGCUCCAGCUCGAAGUGGGUUGAUGCGGAGAAAUGGGUUAUUAACAAACCAAGAGUUCAAUAUCAUCCCACUAUAAAUACAAAUCCAAUUAAGAAGAAUUCAUUUCAGGGUCAGGUGACCAAGCAAUCAGGGAUUCAUGCAACAAGGGUGGCACCAGAAGCCAUGGCUUCAGACCAAAAGGUUCUCCUUUCCCAUAUUUUGGUGACAAAGAAAUUUGAUUCAGAACUAUCCGUAUCUGAAGUUAGGCCUCCGGUUCAUAUAGAGAGGACUUCAGGUGCAGCUACUAAUCAAGGACCGUAUUUCCAUUACAAUGGAGUUGAAACCAGUAACUCCGAAGUUUCAGCAGCUGUGAAAUCGGUGUGUAUGAGAGAUAUGGGAACAGAGAUGACCCCAAGUGCUAGCCAAGAGCCUUCAAGGACUGGUACUCCUACUAAAGCUACAACACCAAUAAGAAGCCCUGUUUCUUCUCUUCCUUCUACACCAGGAAGAGCUGAACCUGCUAGUUCUCCAAGAGAGACAACUGGUCAAGAGUUAGCUCAAAAUUUAGAUUAUCACAAGAGAGAGUUAUCUGAAAGAGAAUUGCAUUUGAAGACUAGGAGAGAGAUUAUGGCACUUGGUAUGCAGCUAGGAAAGAUGAACAUUGCAGCUUGGGCAAGCAAAGAAGAAGAGGACCAUCGUGCUUCUGAGUCUCUCAAGACCAUGGAUGAAAGUGAACUUCUAGAGAGAAUGUUCAGAGCGCGUGCAUCAGAGUGGGAGGAAGCUGAGAAUACAAAGCAUAAUGCCAGAUACAAGCGUGAAGAAAUCAAAAUACAAACAUGGGAGGCUCACCAGAAAGCCAAAACAGAAGCUGAAAUGAGGAGAAUUGAGAUUCAGUUGGAACAAAUGAGAGCUCGGGCGUAUGAGAAGCUGAUGAACAAGCUGGCGGCAGCUAGGAGGGAAGCAGAAGAAAAACGAGAAAAUGCUGAAGCCAAAAGGAAUCAACAGGUGAUUAGAGCAGCUCGACAAGCUGACCACAUUCGUCACACUGGUCGAAUUCCGGUGUCUCUCCUUUGUUGUAGUUGGUUCACUCGCUACUGACGAUUUUUCUCUCUUCUUAUUUGGGGAAGCAGGCCUGAAACUGAUCCCAAUGAAUCAGUUGUAAAAAUGUGGAAUAUCAUCUAUUGAUGUCAUCAGAUUUAGAAGCAACAAGCUACCCACUUUGUAAUUUUAUGAGAUUUUCAUGUUCGACCCCAUAUUGAAGAGCGAGAUUAAGAGUUUAGAAGAGUAUAUUACUUUAAUUUUCAUGUUAAGCAUGUGUCUAAGUGUCUUUUCUCA
Amborella trichopoda is the source of this 2188-nucleotide messenger RNA. RefSeq lists its product as uncharacterized. Lineage: Eukaryota; Viridiplantae; Streptophyta; Magnoliopsida; Amborellales; Amborellaceae. The record is from RefSeq and is a predicted model, not a curated record.